GCCGCCGGCCUCUGUGCCUUCCGCCGCUGCGCGCUGGAGAAGAGGAGCUCUCCCCGGGGGUCUCCGGGGCCCGGAAGCCCGGCCGGCCGGCAUGGCGGCCCCCUCCCGUGCCUAGGCCCCAGCAUGGCCGAGUGCAGACAGGCCCCCGGGGGCCGGGAGACCCCGCCGGGCGAGCUGCGGCCGGAGCCGGUGGAGGACGCGGCGCCCCGGAGCCCGGCCGCCGAGCCGCCCGCGGCGGGCCGAGGCCGCGGGGGCGACGCCAAAGUGCCCCCGCGGGAAGAGGAGGAGCUGGACCCCCGCAUACAGGAAGAGCUGGAGCACCUGAACCAGGCCAGUGAGGAGAUCAAUCAGGUGGAGCUACAGCUAGAUGAAGCCAGAACUACCUAUCGCAGGAUCCUGCAGGAAUCGGCCAGGAAGCUCAACACUCAGGGCUCCCACCUGGGCAGCUGCAUCGAGAAGGCCCGGCCCUAUUACGAGGCCCGGCGGCUGGCCAAGGAGGCCCAGCAGGAGACACAGAAGGCUGCUCUGCGGUAUGAGCGGGCCGUGAGCAUGCACAAUGCCGCCCGGGAGAUGGUGUUUGUGGCUGAACAGGGUGUCAUGGCUGACAAGAACCGGCUAGACCCCACGUGGCAAGAGAUGCUCAACCACGCGACCUGCAAGGUGAACGAGGCAGAGGAGGAGCGGCUCCGAGGAGAGCGGGAACACCAGCGAGUGACCCGGCUGUGCCAGCAGGCCGAGGCCCGCGUCCAGUCCCUGCAGAAGACCCUCCGGCGGGCCAUUGGCAAAAGCCGCCCCUACUUUGAGCUCAAGGCCCAGUUCAGCCAAAUCCUGGAGGAGCACAAGGCCAAGGUGACGGAGCUGGAGCAGCAGGUGGCUCAGGCCAAGACUCGCUACUCCGUGGCCCUGCGGAACCUGGAGCAGAUCAGCGAGCAGAUCCACGCGCGCCGCCGGGGGCUGCCCCCCCACGCCCCCGGCCCCCGGCGCUCCUCCCCCGUGGGCGCCGAGGACGGGGAGUGCGGGACGGAGGGGGCUGAGGGUGGGGGGCUGGAGGAGGAGGCGGGCCUGGGGCCCGGCCCCACCCCCGACGUGGACACGCUGAGCCUGCUGAGCCUGCGCACGGUCGCCUCUGACCUGCAGAAGUGUGACUCCGUGGAGCACUUGAGAGGCCUCUCGGACCACGCCAGCCUGGACGGCCAGGAGCUGGGCCCGCAGAGCCGGGGCCGCCGGGGCAGCGACGGAGGGGCCCGGGGGGGCCGCCACCAGCGCAGCGUCAGCCUGUAGCCAGCACCCGGCCAGGACUGGUGGCAUCACCCUCCCGGACGUGGGCCUCCCAGGCCCCGAGCCCCGCCUCCGGGCUCUCCCCCAAGGUCCUCGUCGGCAGUGCUUCCCAGGAGAGUCCGUGUGUCCAGUGCCCCGGCGCCUCGUGGUCUCCACCUCCCCUCACGCAUCCACCAAGAGGCAGCUCUCUCUUGGCCUUGCUCGUUCCGAAGGCUUGCUCUCCGGCCUGCCCAUCUCCUCGUCUGUGCUGCCGCCUCUGUCGGAUAACGCCUGCUUUCCUCUCUCUGUCUGAGCUCCAGCUGUCCGGCUCUUCCCCUCAGGGAACUUGAUAUAGAAGACACAGGAAGCUCUUCGGAGAAAAUGAGUCCUCUGACCUGACUGGACGGACAGGCUUCCCCCUGCUGCCCCCUGACCCUGGCCCUACCCCAGGCAGCUCCCAGGGUGCCCUAGGAAUGCUGCUGAGGCCUGUGGCUCUGCCCUGCCUGCCUCUGGAAGGCACCGUCUUCCCUGCGAGGUCCCUUCUGACCUGGGCCUUGUGUGACGAGUGCUGGGGCGGGGCUCCGGGCUGCCCAGCCCUCCCCUCGCCAUGGAGAGCACUGUCAGCUCAGCUGGCCUGCGCGUGUUUGCCCCGCUGGCUGAGCCCAGCACUGCCAAGGUGCUAGAGGGCCCUUCACAGGCUCCCUGCGGGGCCUAGAGACGCGGGAUCCCGAGGCUGAGCAGCCUGGCCAUUCCUGCCCCUGUGCUUUUUCGUUCCUUCUGGGUGGAAGUGGCAGAGCUGUAUGUCCACGCCUUCCUGCAAUGUGGCAUGAGGGAAUUUGGUGCUCAAAUGCUCCUUUUUGCUUCUUCCCAGGAAACACCCAAGGCUCUUGCUUCUCUUUCCCCCUGUGCAGGGCAGGAUUUGUCCUGGGUGAAGUGUCAGCCCUUAGCGAGCAGUUUUAGGUACUGGGUGGUGCUUACAGGUUGUGAGGGGGCCCUGCCAGUGGGUCACCCCAGAAGUCUGGCGUCCGCCUGGAGCUGUCUGAGAACCGUGAGCUCCGGGUGAGGAGGGGCCUCCCAGCUAGCACGGCGGUCUCCCUUCUUCGGAUUGAUGUGAGAUGGUCACAAUGAGAACCUCUGGGGUUUGAUGUGACUGUGGAUGGAGAGGAGAACGGAAGGCUGUGUGUGUGCGCGCGUGUGAGUGUGUGCGUGCGUGUGAGUGUGCGCGUGUGUGAGUGGGUACGCAUGUGCGUGCACGUAAGGGUCAGUCCUGGUUUUAUUUAAGUACAAAUAAAAAUAGUUUAUGUAACAGUA
This is a messenger RNA of Dipodomys spectabilis (banner-tailed kangaroo rat), 2568 nucleotides long. RefSeq names its product SH3 binding domain protein 5 like (gene Sh3bp5l). Lineage: Eukaryota; Metazoa; Chordata; Mammalia; Rodentia; Heteromyidae. Gene Ontology annotation, molecular function: protein kinase inhibitor activity. The transcript has 6 exons. Gene Ontology annotation, biological process: negative regulation of protein tyrosine kinase activity; intracellular signal transduction. The coding region runs from base 124 to 1281 and encodes 385 amino acids. The record is from RefSeq and is a predicted model, not a curated record. Gene Ontology annotation, cellular component: cytoplasm.